AUGUCGCAAAAAGUUUAUGUUACCUAUAACCAGGUGCACAAGCUGUGCCAGACUUCAGCUGAUAAGAUUCUGACCACCUUUCAUCCUAAUCUUAUGAUUGCUAUCGGCGGCGGCGGAUAUGUCCCUGCUCGUAUUCUACGGUCCUUUCUCAAGCGCACUGGCGAACCCAACAUUCCCAUUCAAGCCAUCGGCCUGUCGCUCUACGAGGAUCUGGGUCGUGGUGACGCCGAGGAGGUUCCUGGGACCAAGGUGACUCGGACACAAUGGUUGGAUCUCAGCUCCUUAGAGAUGGCAAAUCUUAUUGGCAAGAACAUACUCAUUGUGGACGAGGUUGAUGACACCCGGACCACCUUGGAAUAUGCGGUUCGCGAGCUUCAGAAGGAUGUCGAGCAGGCACAGAAGCAGCUUGGACGGGAGGGUGAAAAGACGAACUUUUUUGUCUUUGUGCUUCAUAACAAGAACAAGUCCAAGAAGGGAGUACUUCCUGCGGAUAUGAUGGAUUCUGGUCGCUAUCAUGCUGCCGUCACCACUGACGAUGUUUGGAUUUGCUAUCCAUGGGAAGCAAAGGAUAUUGAUGAACACGAUGCUUUUGCCAAGGAGAACCCUCUCUUUUAA
Molecule: messenger RNA, 615 nt
Organism: Aspergillus bombycis
Lineage: Eukaryota; Fungi; Ascomycota; Eurotiomycetes; Eurotiales; Aspergillaceae
Product: xanthine phosphoribosyltransferase
Exons: 5
Coding region: 1-615 (204 amino acids)
Biological process (GO): XMP salvage; IMP salvage; hypoxanthine metabolic process
Cellular component (GO): cytoplasm
Molecular function (GO): hypoxanthine phosphoribosyltransferase activity
Source: RefSeq, a predicted model, not a curated record